This is a messenger RNA of Coregonus sp. 'balchen', 8124 nucleotides long. The record is from the annotation of a GenBank genome assembly. NCBI's taxonomy places the organism in Eukaryota, Metazoa, Chordata, Actinopteri, Salmoniformes, Salmonidae.
AUGUUUGAUUUGCACAGGUUAAUCCCAGAGUCUCCCAGAUGGCUGCUCUCUCAGGGAAGAGUGGAGGAGGCUGAGGCCAUAAUGAGAGAUGCUGCCAGGAGGAACAGAGUUGAAGCACCAGAGGUAAUCUUCACUCCCAUUGAGGUAAGCAAUUACCUUUAGUGAAUAGGUCUAGAUUUGAGGCUAACAUAAAAGGUCACACAUGCACUAUAGCUACAAAUAAAAAAAUUGAUACAGCGACAAUUAGGCCUAUGUGACAAGUGAAUUUGGGCUACACCUCAAAAACACAGCAAAAUUGAGGUUGGAAGGGGGGAAAUCCUAAGGUGGAAAGAGAAUGUGCAUUGCUAACUUGGAAGCUUUUAAACUUACAGUAUUUCUCUCCUACAAUAGAUUGAGGUUGCCCGUGAAAAUUGUGGUCCUCUGUAACUCAGCUGGUAGAGCACGGCGCUUGUAACGCCAAGGUAGUGGGUUCGAUCCCCGGGACCACCCAUACACAAAAAUGUAUGCACGCACGACUGUAAGUCGCUUUGGAUAAAAGCGUCUGCUAAAUGGCAUAUUAUUUAUUAUUAAAAUAUGGACAAGAAAUAUAAUUUCUUGGACAUCCUACAGAGCUGCAACAUGGUCUCAAUUAUACUAAUUUGUUCUCUUCUGUGGUAAGUCGUUGUGAUGAGUGUGAUGGAAGGAGUCAGGCGCAGGAGGGUAAUCACCGAAUACAGAGUUUCUUCCUUAGUGGACACACAAAUACGCUCAAAUAGCGAUCAACGAAACAGGCACAGGGGAAACUCUCAUCCCAGUCAAAUACACUGUAACGGUAGAAUCAAAUAUACAUAGGCACAGGGGGAAAUCUACCCUGGCAACAAAAUGUACGAGUAGCUCCACCGAGCUACACUACUCUCACAAAUAACAAUCACCCACAAGGACAAGGGGGCAGAGGGAACACUUAUACACGGACUAAUGAGGGUGUUAGAACCAGGUGUGUGUGAUUGAUAAGACAAGACAAAGGUGAUGAUGAUUGGGGCGGCAGUGGUUAGUAAGCCGAAACCUGCCCGAACAAGGAGGGGAGGCAGCCUCGACUGAAGUCGUGACAGUCGUGCUCUCCACUGCAUUAUAGUUGUAUUCCUAGAUAUGUUUAAGAUACCAGAGUCUUAUCACUCAUUAAAGAUAGACUCUUCUUUAUGAUAUUGCCACGAGCAGCACCGCACAUUUUGCUCUCAGUCACACAGAGUAUCUAUGCAUGUGCACGAGUGCCUUUUUAGUCAGCAUGCUAGGCUAGUUUAUGCUUAGCAGCCCGUUGGAUUCCAUGACCAAACAUUAUAUAGUAGUCCCGUGUAGCUCAGUUGGUAGAGCAUGGUGUUUGCAACGCCAGGGUUGUGGGUUCGUUUCCCACGGGGGACCAGUAUGAAAAAAAAUAAUUAUGCACUCACUGACUGUAAGUCGCUCUGGAUAAGAGCGUCUGCUAAAUGACUAAAAAAAAUGUUAAAAUGUAGUAGCUGCAGGAAGUGUUGUGGAAUCCAAUGGGAUGCUUUAGCAUGAGCUAGCCUCGCCCAUUCAUAGAAAGUAAUGCUAGCACGAUAGAAUGUAGUCACAUACAUGUGUGACCGACUGGCUCGAUUCGGUCUUAUGUAGCAAAAUUUGAAAUUGUGUUUUUUACAUUGGAUAAAAGUAGCGACUCAGAGCUAUAAAAUGGUAUAUCAUACACUACAGUUGAGGAACAAUGGUAAAGUCAUUCUGCUUUGAAAGUUGAUAAACUUGUAACCCCACUUUUGAGAAAAUGAAUGUUUUGGUACACCUAUUGGAGAGCUCUUCUUUGUCUACACCCAUUCAGCAUCAUUCACACCCUCUUAAGCCUAAGCCCCACCUAUGUCUUUAUGGAUUCACAUGUGAGGCCAUGUACUAAACAACCAAAGAUUUCAAGACUAAAGGCUGGUUUAUACUAUGUCUAUCGACAGUUGUUGCCGUGACAUCAUGAACAUUCUAUUGUCGUCCGACAUCAAACUUGUCAUUGUCGUUAUGAAAAAAUAUGAACACAAAAACUACAGGCUGCAUGACAUCAGCAGCCUGGUGGUCUAAAAUAGCAUAACUGAUGUAUUUUAACACCAAUAAACCCAACCGUUUAAAAAAUAAUUGAGAAUAUGUCAAUCUAGCAAACCAGGCAACUAAAAGCAACUUUUGGUUUGUUUCUAGCUUGUUAGCUAGCUAGCUAACGUUAAGUUAGCUGGCUAGCUAGUUCAAAUAAUGACCAUAUCAUAUACAGUAGCUGACAAUGUCUUCACUUUAACUCAUUUGUAUUCAUUAUUACAAGAAAAUAUACUCACAACAAGAUCAUUAUUUAGAAGUUAAUGGUGAGCUAAUUACAGAAAAUAGCUUAUGGUGGUGAGUGUGACGAAAUAAGAACAGGGCAUUCUACCGGAGAACUUUAUAAUUUGGACACUGUCUCUUUGGCCUAACGUUAUAUCCUAAUUUGACUUUGGUGCAGGUCAUGUUGUUCUUCACAUUACCGUCUCUGGUAAACACAUAGUAUAUAAAAUAUAACCAACGUUUAUUUGUCACAUACAGAAGAUGUAAACGGUACAGUGAAAUGGUUACUUUUGUUUAGACAUCUAGCUAGCUAGCUAAACAAUUAACCAUAAUCCCAACUCAUAACAUUACUACUCUGCAUGAAUCUGCAGGUAGCUAACCAACUAGGUUCAAUGUUAGCUAGCUAGAUAACAUUAGGCUAUAACUAGCAAUGCAAAUGGCUCUGAGAUACAAAUAACAUUAAUACACAGAUCAUACAAGUAACAUUAGCUAGCGAGCCAGCCAGCAUUAGCAAGUUAGCUAACAGUACGCUUUAACUUACAAUGAAAACAACUUUCUGACUAAAUUAGAAAUGUAUAUCUGAAAAUGUAGCUAGCUAGACUCUUUUACCCGUAUACAUGGAUGAACGCUUCUCCCUCUCUGUUACGGAUGCCAUGGUUUCCCUUAGUUUGAAGAUGUAAUCCGGAGACAGGUGUUUUAUACAACAGCAGCAUUCUGUGUGUUCUCUUUUCGACUCCCUCUGCAUAUUUGCAAUCAAACGUCAGAAUUUUCUCAAUUUCUUUAGCUAUCAUAUUCUAAUUCCACUGGGCAUUCCACUGAUUUCAAAACCCGGUCCUCCAGAAAGUGGAGAGCAACACUUUUGCAAUUCUGCGAUGUGAUAUAUAUAUUUUUUUUUAAGCGAGUUAGAAAGGAUUACCUACACAUACUGACCAGCUCAUGUUAUAGACAGAAGCGUGCUACAUGGUAGACCAAUCCGAACUCAUCUCUCAGCAUGUCCAGCCUCAUCCAUUGUCAUGAAAACAGCCGAGGCUGCCCCUCCUCCUUGCUCAGGCAGGCUUCGGCGUUCGUCGUCACCGGAGUACUAGCUGCCACCGAUCGAUGUUUCUGUGUUACACUAGUCUUGUCUUUAUUAUUCACACCUGUUACCCAUUAUGCUUAUAUGUUUCCCUAUAAUUACCUCUGUUUUCCCUGCUGGGUUUGUGCAUCAUUGUCCGUUGUUUUACGUCGUUUGGUGAGCUGUUGUUCUGCUCUUCCCUGCGUGGAGGGUUUGUUAUGGUUUACUUUUGUUUUAGUAAAUCCAUUCAUUUCUCAGUUCUGUGUCCUGCGGCUGAUUCCGUUACACCACUUCACCCAGACAUUGACAUCCAUUCAUUAUCUCAGCCAAUCAUGGCUAGCGGGAAGGUUCCUGUCUUUUUCUGUGGUUAAACCUCUUAAUUUAACAAUUGUAUUUGUAUUUACAGAUGGCAUACAAGUUUGUUAUUAAGGCACAUGAAAGAUCACCUGUUCGAGAUGGCAUUUCUGCCACAAAACCCAUUUUGAUAAAAAAAUAAAAUAAUGUUUUACGUUCAAAUGCCUCUCCUGUGAAGUAGUGAUGCACAACAUAUUUCCUGAAACAAGUCACAUACUGUAUCUGAAGUGUACGAAUAAUGCCCCGAUGCUCCUACACUGCCCCAACUCUCUGUCUAAAUGUUAAUACGCCUUGGUUGCAAUAUGGUUUUAGAAACAUCUGGAACGUAACUUUCAUAUUACUACACACCUUUAUAACACGAUUCCUACACGGCCAUAUUUCCAAGUUACAGCUUGUUUAUGUAAGAGAGGGGCGACCACCUGUUCUAAUUAGCUAUGUAACGUCUCCGAACACCUGUGUGUACCGGAAAAGAAUGCCAGAAAAGUGUUUUAACUAAAAAUAUUGUAACUGAAAAAUACUAUCAGCUGCAACUGUGUUAAAACAGUGUACAGUAAGUGUAUAUUUUGCAUUUGUAAAAGGAUUUUGGUCUUUAUAGUUCUAUCCGUUUUUCUUCGUAUUAUCUUCAGAAAAUUGGCAUGUCAGAUUGGCCUUGGCGGCGCCGGAGAGGAUGGCUGCCGUUUUAUGGGCUCUUAACAAACCGUGCUAUUUUGUUUGUUUUUUCGCAUUGUUUGUAACUUAUUUUGUACAUGAUGUUGCUGCUACUGUCUCUUAUGACCCAAAAGAGCAUCUGGACAUCAGAACAGCGAUUACUCACCUUGAACUGGACUAAUAAUUUUUCUUUAAUGAGUCGGACGAGAGGGAUUUGCUCCAGACACCCGACAGGGCCCUCAUCCCCAUCAUUCACAGUAGAAAGAGAAGGAGAUAUCGCAGAAGGAGAUCGGGGUGCCUGGUAAGGAGCUGGCGACGAGUGGCUAAUCUGCCUUUGCCAUCGGUACUAUUGGCCAACGUACAAUCACUUGAUAAUGAAGUGGACGACCUACAAGCACGCAUAUCCUACCAACGGGACAUUAAAAACGGUAAUAUCUUAUGUUUCACAGAGUCGUGGCUGAACAACGACACGAAUAUCAUACAGCUGGCAUGUUAUACACUGUAUCGGCAGGAUAGAACAGCAGCCUCUGGUAAGACAAGGGGUGGCAGUCUAUGUAUAUUUGUAAACAAAAGCUGGUGCACGAUAUCAAAGAAAGUCUCAACGUUUUGCUCGCCUGAGGUAUAGUAUCUCAUGAUAAGCUGUAGACCACACUAUCUACCAAGAGAGUUUUCAUUUAUAUUCUUCGUAGUUGAUUAUUUACCACCACAAACCGACGCUGACACUAAGACCGCACUCAAUUAACUGUAUACGGCCAUAAGCAAACAGGAAAACACUCAUCCAGAGGCGGCACUCCUAGUGGUCGGGGACUUUACUGCAGGGAAACUUACAUCCGUUUAACCUAAUUUCUACCAGCAUGUUAAAUGUGCAACCAGAGGGAAAAAACUCUAGACCACCUUUACUCCACACACAGACACACAUACCAAGUUCUCCCUCGCCCUCCAUUUGGCAAAUCUGACCAUAAUUAUAUCCUCCUGAUUACUGCUUACAAGCACAAACUAAAGCAUCAGUGACUUGGUCAAUAAAAAAGUGGUCAGAUGAAGCAGAUGCUAAGCUACAGGACUGUUUUGCUAGCACAGACUGGAAUAUGUUCCGGGAUUCUUCCGAUGGCAUUGAGGAGUACACCACAUCAGUCACUGGCUUCAUCAAUAAGUGCAUCGAUGACGUCGUCCCCACAGCGACUGUACGUACAUACCCCAACCAGAAGCCAUGGAUUAAAGGCAACAUCCGCACUGAGCUAAAGGGUAGAGCUCCCACUUUCAAGGAUCGAGACUCUAACCCGGAAGCUUAGAAGAAAUCCCGCUACGCCCUUCGACGAACCAUCAAACAGGCAAAGCGUCAAUACAGGACCAAGAUCGAAUCGUACUACACCGGCUUCGACGCUCGUCGGAUGUGGUAGGGCUUGCAAACUAUUACAGACUACAAAGGAAAGCACAGUCGCGAGCUGCCCAGUGACACGAGCCUACCAUACGAGCUAAAUUACUUCUAUGCUCGCUUCGAAGCAAGUAACACUGAAACAUGCAUGAGAGCAUCAGCUGUUCCAGACGAUCAAGCUCUACGUAGCCGACGUGAGUAAGACCUUUAAACAGGUCAACAUUCACAAGGCCGCAGGGCCAGACGGAUUACCAGGACGUGUACUCCGAGCAUGCGCUGACCAACUGGCUGAUUCUGUAAUAUCAUCAUGUUUCAAGCAGAACACCAUAGUCCCUGUGCCCAAGUACACUAAGGUAACCUGCCUAAAUGACUACCGACCCAUAGCACUCACAUCUGUAGCCAUGAAGUGCUUUGAAAGGCUGGUCAUGGCUCACAUCAACACCAUUAUCCCAGAAACCCUAGACCCACUCAAUUUGCAUACCGGCCCAACACAUCCACAGAUGAUGCAAUCUCUAUUGCGCUCCACACAGCCCUUUCACACCUGGACAAAAGGAACACCAAUGUGAGAAUGCUAUUCAUUGACUACAGCUCAGCGUUCAACACCAUAGUGCCCUCAAAGCUCAUCACUAAGCUAAGGACCCUGGGACUAAACACCUCACUCUGCAACUAUAUCCUGGACUUGCUGACGGGCUGCCCCCAGGUGGGAAGGGUAGGUAACAACACAUCCGCCACGCUGAUACUCAACACGGGGCCCCUCAGGGGUGCGUGCUCAGUCCCCUCCUGCACUCCCUGUUCACUCAUGACUGCAUGGCCAGGCACGACUCCAACACCAUCAUUAAGUUUGCAGAUGACACAACAGUGGUAGGCCUGAUCACCGACAACGACGAGACAGCCUAUAGGGAGGAGGUCAGAGACCUGGCCGUUCGGGAGGAGGUCAGAGACCUCCCUCAAUGUGAUCAAGACAAAUGAGAUGAUUGUGGACUACAGGAAAAAGAAGAGGACCGAGCACGCCCCCAUUCUCAUCGACGGGGCUGUAGCGGAGCAGGUUGAGAGCUUCAAGUUCCUUUGUGUCCACAUCACCAACAAAUUAACAUGGUCCAAGCACACCAAGACAGUCGUGAAGAGGGCACGACAAAACCUAUUCCCCCUAAGGAGACUGAAAAGAUUUGGCAUGGGUUCUUAGAUCCUCAAAAGGUUAUACGGCUGCACCAUCGAGAGCAUCCUGACUGGUUGCAUCACUGCCUGGUAUGGCAACUGCUCGGCCUUCGACCGCAAAGCACUACAGAGGGUAGUGCGUACGGCCCAGUACGUCACUGGGGCCAAGCUUCCUGCCAUCCAGGACCUCUAUACCAGGUGGUGUCAGAGGAAGGCCCUAAAAAUUGUCAAAGACUCCAGCCACCCUAGUCAUAGACUGUUCUCUCUGCUACCUCACUGCAAGCGGUACCGGAGUGCCAAGUCUAGGUCCAAGAGGCUUCUAAACAGCUUCUACCCCCAAGCCACAAGACUCCUGAACAUCUAAUCAAAUGGCUACCCAGACUAUUUGCAUUCAGACAUUUAUUUCACAGCAAUUUAUGACUUGUUGGUCUCAUCAUUUUAUUAAUAUCAGACUAUUAUCAAUCAUCAUAUUGUUAUUAAUAUCAUAAUUUUAACCCAUUACUUGACCUGGGUUACAUGUACCACAACCAGUAUUUGCAAUCUUAGAGAGCUAUAAAUACUGUAUGCUGACUGCUGAUUGCAGUAUUUAUGUCCUUGUCCUCUUGUCCCUUUAGGAUGGUCAUCACCAUGGCCUACUAUGCACUGCUAUUCAAUACCACAAACCUGCAUGGGGAUUCCUAUAUCAACUUCUUCCUGUCUGCAGUUGUAGAAGUGCCAGCCUAUAUAAUCGCUAUGUUACUGCUGAAAUUUUGCUAUCGAAGAUUCUGCCAGUCAUCAACUCUGUUUCUUGGCGGUUCUGUUAUUCUCUUCAUCCAGAUUGUCCCAGCAGGUAAUAUUAAAAUGUCAUCUCUAGUCUAGGGGACACACUAUAUUAUGUUCAGUUCAUUAUUAACAAAGCAAUGUAAAAGCCAUAAGUGUUUCCUACUUCACAUAAUUAAAUACUGUUUUAUUUGUGUGAAAAAAUGAGCUCUUCAUGGCCAUUUGAUAUGCGUGUGUGAAAGUCAAGUAUGUCUUGUCAGAGCUCUGAUACAAGAUAUUAACCCCUGGCUAAAGUCGCCCCUCAUAUCUCCCUGGAGUGGCCAUCUUCCUGGAGAUGGUGGGGAAGUUUGGCAUCACCGCAGCGUUCUGUGUGGUGUAAGCCGUCACGUCGGAGCUCUUCCCCACUGUGGUGAGGAACAUGGCCAUGGGGGCGUGUUCCAUGGCAGCACGCAUAGUCACCAUCUCCCCCUUCAUCAUCUACCUC